This is a messenger RNA of Cordyceps fumosorosea ARSEF 2679, 1467 nucleotides long. Its product is annotated as Major facilitator superfamily domain, general substrate transporter. Gene Ontology annotation, cellular component: membrane. Bases 1 to 1467 code for a protein of 488 amino acids. NCBI's taxonomy places the organism in Eukaryota, Fungi, Ascomycota, Sordariomycetes, Hypocreales, Cordycipitaceae. Gene Ontology annotation, biological process: transmembrane transport. Gene Ontology annotation, molecular function: transmembrane transporter activity. The record is from RefSeq and is a predicted model, not a curated record. The transcript has a single exon.
AUGUCCGAGGGAGCUGAAAAGGCAGCGGUGGUGCAAACCACCGAGAAGCAGCAGGAGCUUCCAGGACACGCCGGCGCCAAAGCCGACGACGCCACUUCCGCCGCCGCCGCACGCGAGGAACCCGUCCGGCAGGCGUGGUAUCAGUGGUUCUCACCGACGGACACGCCCGAGGAGCGGCGGCUAAUUGUCAAGCUGGACCUGCUGAUCCUGGUGUUCGUCUUCCUCGCGUACUGGGCCAAGGUCCUUGACCAGUCGGCGAUGAGCGCCGCGUACGUGAGCGGCAUGCGCGAGGACCUGCACCUCUUCGGCAACGAGCUCAACUACCUCAACGCGGCGUACCUGGUCGGCCUGGUGGUGCCGCAGGUGCCGCUGACGCUGCUGAUGACGCGCGCGCGCUCCGUCGGCUGGGUGCUGCCCGCGGCGGACGUCGCGUGGGCGGCGCUGACGCUCGCGCAGUUCCGCGUGCGCUCCGUCGGCCCGCUGUACGCGCUGCGCUUCCUCGUCGGCGCCGCCGGCAGCCUCUUCUUCCCGGCGGUGCAGUGGUACCUCGGGUGCUGGUACACGCGCGCCGAGCUCGGCCGCCGCGGCGCGCUCUUCUUCGUCGCCAGCCAGGUCGGCGCCAUGAGCGCCGGGUACGUGCAGGCCGGCGCGCACGCGACGCUGCACAUGCGCGCCGGACUCGAGGGCUGGCGCUGGCUGUACGUGGUGUGCUUCGCGGCGACGCUGCCCGUCGCCGCGCUCGGCUUCCUCUGCCUGCCCGGUCUGCCAGAGCGCCCGCGGUCGCUGUUCCUGACGCCGCGCGAGGCCGAGCUCGCGCGGGCGCGCAUGUGCAAGGAGCGCAGACAGGCCCGCCGGCCGCUGACCCGGGCCGUCUUCAGGAAGACGCUCACCGGGUGGCGCUUCUGGGCGCUCGUCGGCUUCGCCUUCUUCUUCUCCCAGGCCGACGGCGUCUCCGCUAAUAGCGGGCUGCCGCUGUGGCUCAAGGCGAGCGGCUAUAGCGUCGAGGAGAUCAACACCAUCACGACGGUGUCACCCGCCGUCACCAUCACGUCCGCGCUCGUUUGCGGCGUGCUCUCGGACGCCUACGCCGACGCCAAGGUGCCGCUCAUCGCGGCGACGGCGCUGCUCAACAUCCUUGCGAGCGCGGUGCUCGCCGUCUGGCAUGUGCCGACGGGGCUCAAGUUCUUCGCCUUCUUCCUGGCCGGGUCGGCCAACGGCAUCGCGCCGGUCGUCUACGCGUGGGCCAACGAGAUUUGCGCUGACGACGCGGAGGAGCGCGCCAUCGUGCUCAGCAGUAUGAACACGCUCGGCAAUGCUUUCGGUGCGUGGCUGCCGCUGUUUGUGUGGAGGACGACGGAUGCGCCGCGGUACCUGAUCGGAUAUACGUGGACGAUUGGCUUGGACGUGGGCAUGCUGGUCAUGGUGUUUGUGCUGCGGUCGUUUUGGAAUCGCGAAAAGGCGAGAUAG